CAGGCGCCUUUACGAGGCUAGGUCAGCCGAGCUGUCGCGAUAACCGGUUGGUCGUUUGUUUCACUACCGUGAAUUUUCUCCUUUUGGUUUGUCCCCCUACUUAGUGCCGGGAUUUGAGGUAGAUUUUAAAAAUAUGAUGCAGGCCAGUCUUUGGAACUUGGUGACCACCUCAAUCAGGCCAAUAUGUAUAAAACGUAUCUUACCAGGCAUGACUGCCACUCAACAACGUAGAUACGCUAGUACAGUGGACGCAGACAUAGUAGUGAUCGGGGCAGGUCCCGGCGGAUAUGUAGCAGCAAUUAAAGCUGCCCAAUUGGGCAUGAAGACCAUGUGUGUAGAAAAAGGCCCAACUCUGGGAGGGACGUGUCUUAAUGUUGGAUGCAUUCCAUCAAAGUCACUUUUAAACAAUUCACAUUACUAUCAUAUAGCACACAGUGGGGAAUUAGCAAAUCGUGGAGUCAUCGUAUCAAAUGUUAAAUUGGACCUCAACAAAGUCAUGGAACAGAAGACAAAUGUAGUUAAAGCCUUGACUGGCGGUAUAGCGGGUUUGUUUAAAAAGAACAAGGUCGAAUGGGUCAAGGGUCAUGGAAAAAUCACUGGCAAGAAUCAAGUUACUGCCUUAAAACCUGACGGAUCAGUAGAAUCGAUUAUCAAUACUAAGAACAUCGUGAUAGCGACUGGUAGCGAAGUUACGCCUUUUCCCAGCAUCGAAAUCGAUGAGAAAAAGAUCGUGUCCUCGACUGGUGCACUGUCGCUCAGUGAAGUUCCUAAAAGGCUUAUCGUUAUUGGAGCUGGAGUCAUUGGAUUGGAAUUGGGUUCAGUUUGGCAAAGAUUAGGUUCCGAUGUGAUAGCUGUUGAAUUUAUGCCAACUAUCGGCGGUAUGGGUAUUGACGGAGAAGUCAGUAAAACCAUGCAGAAAAUCCUCACGAGACAGGGUCUAAAGUUUAAACUGGGAACAAAAGUCACGGCUGCUAACAAGCGUGGCAAUGAGAUUGUGGUUUCCGUCGAGGAUGCGAAGGACUCUAGUAAAAAAGAGGACUUGGCAUGCGAUGUGUUGCUUGUGUGCGUUGGUAGGAGGCCAUACACGCAGAAUUUGGGUUUGGAGGAUAUGGGCAUUGAGAGAGAUGAGAAAGGAAGAAUACCAGUAAACAAUCGAUUCCAAACGGUGGUGCCUAGUAUUUAUGCCAUUGGUGAUUGCAUCCACGGACCAAUGUUGGCUCAUAAGGCCGAGGACGAAGGCAUAAUCACGGUGGAGGGUAUUGCCGGAGGUGCGGUUCACAUUGACUACAACUGUGUGCCGAGCGUGAUAUACACGCAUCCGGAAGUUGGUUGGGUUGGCAAGACGGAAGAAGAUCUGAAAAAAGAGGGUAUCGACUUCAAAAUCGGCAAGUUUCCAUUCAUAGCGAAUUCCCGAGCGAAGACGAAUCUCGACACAGAUGGUUUCGCGAAAGUACUCGCCGAUCGUAAUACAGAUAAAAUCCUGGGCGUACAUAUAAUCGGACCGUGCGCGGGCGAGCUCAUCAACGAAGCUGUUCUCGCAAUGGAAUAUGGCGCCAGUGCGGAAGACGUUGCCCGCGUAUGUCACGCACAUCCGACGUGCGCUGAAGCACUCAGGGAAGCUCAUCUGGCAGCCUACUUCGGCAAAGCUAUCAACUUCUAAAUUUCUAUAGAGAAUAAGCAAAUUACAUAUAUUAGUUCAUAUCUUGAUUGUGCGUUUAGCACUAAACAUACCUGUCUUCUUCCAAAUUUACUGAGAUAGUAUAUUGUGCGGACAGACAUGUUUUUCAUGCUAAAUGCGCGUGAUUACGCGGCUCUUUUGACUUCACAUCGUAGCCUGAAUCUAGUCUACGUAUCAACGUCGUUCUACGUCGCGUGAAUCGUAGCACGUCGCAUAAAGAAAUAUGAUUGUAAAUAAAAAGCCAUCACGCGGAGGUGAUUUUAUCUCUGUCUAAUUAGUGUAUUUAUUACAAAUAAACGAAAAUGCAGCAU
Pogonomyrmex barbatus (red harvester ant) is the source of this 1989-nucleotide messenger RNA. Its product is annotated as dihydrolipoyl dehydrogenase, mitochondrial. Lineage: Eukaryota; Metazoa; Arthropoda; Insecta; Hymenoptera; Formicidae. Gene Ontology annotation, molecular function: flavin adenine dinucleotide binding; dihydrolipoyl dehydrogenase (NADH) activity. The record is from RefSeq and is a predicted model, not a curated record. Gene Ontology annotation, biological process: pyruvate metabolic process; 2-oxoglutarate metabolic process. Gene Ontology annotation, cellular component: oxoglutarate dehydrogenase complex; mitochondrion.